This is a messenger RNA of Babesia ovata, 3153 nucleotides long. Its product is annotated as nucleoporin autopeptidase. The record is from RefSeq and is a predicted model, not a curated record. Gene Ontology annotation, molecular function: structural constituent of nuclear pore. NCBI's taxonomy places the organism in Eukaryota, Apicomplexa, Aconoidasida, Piroplasmida, Babesiidae. The transcript has a single exon. Gene Ontology annotation, cellular component: nuclear pore; nuclear pore cytoplasmic filaments. Gene Ontology annotation, biological process: post-transcriptional tethering of RNA polymerase II gene DNA at nuclear periphery; protein import into nucleus; RNA export from nucleus. The coding region runs from base 1 to 3153 and encodes 1050 amino acids.
AUGUUCGGAAGCACUAACACAGGCACGUCCUACUGGAGCGGCUCCACACAGCCGAACACCAACCUGCCGGGAGCCUUCAACGCUCUAGGGGCCAAUGCGCCGAGCGGCCAGCAGGUGGGCUCCACCUUCACCGGCUUCGGCAGCGGAACAACAACGGGCACAACGGGUUUCAUGGGACAGAGCACGACGCCCAGUUUUGGAAUAUCGCAAAAUACAUCGCUGUUCGGACAGCCUGCACAGCAACCAGCCACCACGGGAUUCGGAACCAUGGGGACAACCGGAGGUCUGUUCGACCAAAACAAGCAGGGGUUCAUGGGCAACUCCGGUGGGUUAUUUGGGCAAACGACCCAAACUGGAGGACUCUUCGGGUCUGGGAUGAACACCACCAGUGGCUCCACUUUUGGAAGCACAGUGAACACUGGCACCUCUCUCUUCGGAAGCAAUACGACAACUGGAGGGAUGUGGUCCGGCUCAACCAGUUCGACGUUUGGAACGCAGAUUCAGGGCACUGAGGUGGCAACCCUCAAGCACUUCGACGGUGCAAGCAUCACGCAUAUUUCCUACGAAAAGCCCGACACAUGCCAGGAAGAGUAUAGGUGGGAAUACUACAAAAAGGCUAAUCCGCAGUUCGGUCUCCCUGGAGCGCAACAGGGAACCACCACCACGGGUGGGUUGUUCGGCAGCACACAGCCAACGACCACGACUGGAGGGUUAUUCGGCAGCACAACGACCGGCACCACUACCGGUGGACUUUUCGGAAGUACCCAACCCACUACUACUACAACGACUGGAGGAUUGUUCGGUUCCACUCAACCUUCAACCACUACUGGCGGGUUGUUUGGAAGCACGCAGCCCGCAACAUCAGGCGGACUAUUCGGGUCAACUACCACUACCACAACUGGUGGUGGACUUUUUGGCAGCACUACCACACCGAGCACAACAACUGGCGGCCUAUUUGGUAGUACGCAGCCCACAACAACUACAGGAGGACUUUUUGGAAGCACUCAACCGACUACCACUACGGGUGGUCUCUUCGGUUCAACGCAACCCUCAACCACUAGUGGUGGUUUGUUUGGGAGUACUCAACCUACCACCGGCUUGUUUGGAAGUACUCAACAAAACACAGCGGGUACAACUGGCGUCUUAGGAGGCACGCAGCCAUCAACGACCACCGGUAUGUUAUGGCCAGAUCGAAACGCUCACAGCAAUGCAGGUUUAUUCGGAAGCACUACGCCAGCUGGAACCACUACCGCGUCAACUGGGCUCUUCGGCAGCAAUACCGGUACGUCUACUUCAACCGGCCUGUUUGGAUCGUCCACCACCUCGGCAUUCGGGGGUGCCAACAAGGGCCUCUUUGGAAGCACCACCACCCCGUCUACGACAGGCACCACAAGCACAGGACUGUUCGGCUCCUCAAACUUAUUUGGCGCAUCUACAACACCAGCAACGGGGACUACAGGUACAACAAGGCUUUUCGGCUCAACUACAACCGGUACGACUGGCGGCGGCCUUUUCGGCAGCAGCACUACGCCAACCAGCACCAGCCUACCCAAUGUCUUCGGUAGUACGCCCACCACCACAAACACCAUGACGGCACCUUCUACUAACAUUUUCGGAGCCCCAUCAACGACCGGAACAACCGGUCUCUUCGGGUCCACCAACCCAGCUGGGACCACCGGAUCGCUCUUUUCGAUGGGUUCAACGGUGUCGCAGCCCUUCGGGUCAACUACAGGCAUACAGCAAAUGCAAGCUGGUGGUACCAUGAGGCUAGGGUCACUCACCUUCAACUGGGGCGUCAACACGCCUUCUCCCGGACUGAGAAGCUUCUGGACCAACGAGGCCGACCUGCCACCGGAGGCGAAGCAGUACCUCGCCAAGUUGGCCAACGCCGCAAACAAUGCAGCGCAGGCUAUGAACGCCUCCAAUAUGCGAAAUCAGCUCAAUGCUCUGGCAGAGGCGCAUUCUUCACCAACCAUACCAGACCUAGAGGACGCCCAAGACCGCUUCGGCCUGCGCCAAGUGCUGAAGGACCUCGGUGUUCAGAUUCCACGCUACAGCGUAUAUCAGGACGACACUGAUGAGGCACUUAGAUACCAGCGUGCCGAACUGGAAUCUAGGGGCAAAACGCAGCUGUCCGCCGAAGCCAAGGCAGAGAGUGACAUGUCCAGGACCUUUACCAAGGCGCCCAAGGUGCACCUAACCAGCAAGUUGCCGUCGAACAAGAACGACGCCGAUGAAGUUGCCGGUGACACAUUCUUAUCGCUUCAUAACGGUGGCGCCAAGGCGCUGGACGCACUGCGCUUCCAGGCGAGGGGUGGCCAUCUCAGGAAGCCCCAGCUGCCAACCGUUGAACAGAAGGAUGAGCUCCCCUAUCUACCAAGCAACCGCUCCUCUGUGAUCUUCGACAAGUCAAGCAAUGCAACUAGCCACCGGGGAGACGUUCUGACGCUUACCGGCAGAGAGCAGAGUUACAACGAGCGACCUCACAGGACUCUGGACGAUGUAUAUAAGAUCCGGUCUGACUUGAGGGGCAGCCCAAGCCUCAACGCAAGCAACCCCAGUGAAGACUCUCCCAGUAUGGACGACGCAAACAGCUUGACGGGAACCGCGCCGAAGGAGCCGGCAGAAGCAUGCCCUAUUUUCAAACUGGCGGAUAACGCACCCGGGCACCCGCCGAUCCUAACCAAGGAGGGUUACACCACAAGACCCACCAUGUCGUCGCUCAGACAAAUGUCAGACAAACAGCUCGCCAAUGUCAUGGACUUCCAAGUCAUCAGGGAAGGGUUCGGGGACAUCCUCUGGCCCGGGUACACCGACGUCAGGCAGUUGAACCUAGACAACAUCGUGGACAUCGCACAUCGCAAGGUGACCCUAUACGGUAACACGUCCCGUGUCCACCCAGUGGGAGAAGGGCUGAACAAGAACGCCAUAGUCACGCUACUGAACUGCGCGCCGCGGGAUUACACGGACGGCGGCUCGAUCACCGCCACUGUCGAACAGCUGGAGAAGCUCAAGGACCACACUGCGUCUUUGGGCUGCAAGUUCAUCUCGGCGAACUUCAAGACCGGCCAGUGGGUGUACGAGGCUCCGUACUUCGUGAAGAACGCUGGCGGCGACGUUACGGAGCGGAAGGGUAUCUCCUUCACAAGCUAA